Messenger RNA from Dendroctonus ponderosae (mountain pine beetle), 852 nucleotides. RefSeq names its product 40S ribosomal protein S3-A (gene RpS3). Gene Ontology annotation, molecular function: structural constituent of ribosome; RNA binding. Gene Ontology annotation, cellular component: nucleus; cytosolic small ribosomal subunit. Lineage: Eukaryota; Metazoa; Arthropoda; Insecta; Coleoptera; Curculionidae. Gene Ontology annotation, biological process: positive regulation of apoptotic signaling pathway; translation. The coding region runs from base 124 to 822 and encodes 232 amino acids. The transcript is spliced from 4 exons. The record is from RefSeq and is a predicted model, not a curated record.
CAAAACUUGAAAUAUAUUGGCAACACUGUUCACUAUUAUCGCACUUCAUGAAAGUCAGACGCUGCCAACAGUCAUUUAGGUUUGGUCUUUUCGCUCCGCUUUCCGUUUCCGCUGGUUCUAAAAAUGGCCACAACUAUAUCGAAGAAACGCAAAUUCGUCGGUGACGGCGUGUUCAAGGCGGAAUUGAAUGAAUUCCUAACUAGAGAACUGUCUGAAGAUGGUUACUCCGGUGUGGAGGUGCGUGUUACCCCAACACGUACAGAGAUCAUUAUUAUGGCGACCAGAACCGACCGUGUCUUGGGAGAGAAGAACAGGAGAAUCAGGGAAUUGACAUCUGUUGUACAGAAACGUUUUAAUUUCCCCGAAAACUCCAUUGUUCUCUAUGGAGAGAAGGUCGCUAAUAGAGGUCUGUGCGCCAUUGCCCAGGCCGAAUCUUUGAGGUUCAAAUUGAUCGGUGGUUUGGCUGUACGACGAGCCUGCUAUGGUGUUUUAAGAUACAUCAUGGAAUGCGGUGCUAAAGGUUGCGAAGUUGUGGUGUCUGGAAAACUGAGAGGACAAAGAGCUAAGUCCAUGAAGUUUGUUGAUGGGCUCAUGAUCCAUUCGGGAGACCCAUGCAACGACUAUGUAGACACUGCUACUCGCCAUGUGUUGCUCAGACAAGGUGUUUUGGGAAUUAAGGUGAAAAUCAUGUUGCCUUAUGACCCCACCGGUAAAAUUGGACCGAAGAAGCCUCUACCUGACAAUGUUUCAGUAGUGGAACCCAAAGAUGAAGUGGUACCCACGGUACCUUCAUCUGAAAUUAAGGCUGAUGUGCCUGUUUGAAAAUUUUACAAAUAAAUAAAAUUUCAUUCC